This is a messenger RNA of Histoplasma mississippiense, 369 nucleotides long. RefSeq lists its product with no specific name. The record is from RefSeq and is a predicted model, not a curated record. The transcript has a single exon. Bases 1 to 369 code for a protein of 122 amino acids. Lineage: Eukaryota; Fungi; Ascomycota; Eurotiomycetes; Onygenales; Ajellomycetaceae.
AUGUUUGAACGGGUGGCGGAUCAUUCUGUGAAUCGUGUACGAGCGAAGGAUUCACGGUGUGCGCGGAGGACGACAAGGAGGAGGGGUAGGAGGCUGGCUGAGGAACGGGGUCGGUAUGUGGAACAACUUGUGAAGAAUGGGAAGAGGAAGGGUGGAAGGGCGAGGGCGAGGGCGAAGGGGAGGUUGACAAACUGGACGUGGUGGAGUUGGGAGCGGCAGAGCCUAGCUGGCUGGAGGUGGGCUUGGGUGGAGGGGUCUGUGAACGCUGACGGGAGCAACGACGUAGAUUCGAGGGGGGGUGAGAAGACAAUUGCGAAUGUUGGCAACCAGACUCAGAUGCAGGCUCAGAAGCAGCAGACACAGAUAUGA